Messenger RNA from Octodon degus (degu), 2792 nucleotides. It is a transcript of the gene Coasy, whose product is annotated as Coenzyme A synthase. Gene Ontology annotation, molecular function: ATP binding; pantetheine-phosphate adenylyltransferase activity; dephospho-CoA kinase activity. Gene Ontology annotation, biological process: coenzyme A biosynthetic process. The coding region runs from base 202 to 2535 and encodes 777 amino acids. The record is from RefSeq and is a predicted model, not a curated record. Lineage: Eukaryota; Metazoa; Chordata; Mammalia; Rodentia; Octodontidae. The transcript is spliced from 11 exons.
CCUCGGGCUCAAGCCCAGCACCAAAGCCGUGCGAAGGUGGGCGUCGUUUCGUUUCGGGGACGCCAAACUGCUGCCCAUUACUGGGCCCUUGAGGGCCCGCUGCUCUCCUGCGGUGGCCGCCCAAAACCAGUGGUCUGAGAUGUGUUCUUGUUCGCUUGCUGUCGUUUCCCGCGGGCCUCGCACACGCUGGCAAACGCCACCAUGAGCUACCUCCCGGCCCUUUUCAGUUUUUGUUUAAAACGUCGGACAGGGUCUCGCCACGCUGCCCAGACCUCGACCUCCUGCCCUCCUGCCCUCCUGCCUCAGCCUCCCGGGCAGCGGGGACCGCCAGCGUGCGCCCCAACGUCCGCCCGAAAUGCUUCCCGAGGGCGGCCUGGCUCCGCCGCCCCACCGCGCGCGACCCCGCGACCCCAGCCAGGCCUCGCGUUUCCACCGAGCGGCCCCCAUGAUGUCCUCGGGCCGCGAGAACGCCGGGGGCGGGGGUGCUCGGGAACCAGCGCGCCCCAUGCCCCGCACCCCGAAAGCCUCUGGAGACGCAGGCUGGCCCCAGCGCCCCUCUGCAGAAAGGAAGCUUCGGCAGGUCACCGCCCCGCCGCCCACCUCCCUGGGUCUGGACGGAACGAGGACCCCGGCCUCCUUUGUCACUCUCGGGGCCGUCGCGCUCCGCCCCUCCCCAGGCACGUCUCGCGAGAGUUCCUCCGCGAACUGCGGUUAAAAGGUCUGGCCCCUCUCUCUUUCCGUAGUGCGGAGUUGUGGCCCCAAGGAUCGUGGUCCCGGCCCCCUUGGUGCAGCUGCGCGGGCUGUCGGCGGAGCCCAGCUCGGAGGGCUCGGCGCCGCACCAUGGCCGCCUUCCGCUCGGGCCUGCUGGUGCUGACGGCGCCGCUGCCCGCGCUGGCCCCGCGCCUGGCGCCGCUGCUGAGCUCGGCCGCGCGCCUGGUGAACCGCACGCUCUACGUGCAUCUGCAGCCCGGCCUGAGCCUGGCGGGCCCCGCGCAGCCGCAGCCCGGCCCGGUGCCCGCCACCUUCGAGGUCCUCGACGUCCUCUCGCUGCUCUACGCGGGCGCCGAUCGCCACCGCGGCCUGGAUGUGCGGGUGCUGCUGACCAACGUGCAGGCCAAGAGCGCCCUGCCGCCCGCGCCCGCCCCUUCGGUGCAGAACCUGGCGCACCCGCCGGAGGUGGUGCUCACAGACUUCCAGACCCGCGACGGGAGCCAGUACAACCCGGUGAAGCAGCAGCUGGAGCGCUACGCCACCAGCUGCUACAGCUGUUGCCCGCAGCUGUCGUCCGUGCUGCUGUGUCCGGACGAUGGGACCGGAGAGCUGCCCGUGGAGCCCCUGGAUGUCCCCUUGCCCUCCACCAUCAGGCCUGCGUCCCCCGUGGCCAGGUCCCCAAAGCAGCCCGUGCGAGGCUACCUCCGCGGUGCUGUGGGCGGCACCUUCGACCGACUGCACAACGCCCACAAGAUGCUGCUCAGUGUGGCCUGUGCCCUGGCCCAGGAGCUGCUUGUGGUGGGAGUGGCAGACAAGGACCUCUUGAAGAGCAAGGUGCUCCCUGAGCUGCUCCAGCCCUACGCACACCGAGUGGAACACCUGAGUGAGUUCCUGGUGGACAUCAAGCCCUCCUUGACUUUUGAUAUCGUCCCCCUGCUGGACCCCUAUGGGCCCGCGGGCUCUGACCCCUUGCUGCAGUUCCUGGUGGUCAGCGAGGAGACCUAUCGUGGGGGGAUGGCCGUCAACCGCUUCCGCCUGGAGCAUGGCUUGGAGGAGCUGGCCUUGUACCAGAUUCAGCUGCUGAAGGACCAAAGUCACCAGGAAAAUGAAGAAGACAAAGUCAGCUCCUCUAGCUUGCGUCAGCGAACGUUGGGUACCCUGCUCCGGCCCCCGAAUAAGAGGCCGGAGCUCCCAGCCUGUCUCUACGUGCUUGGCCUGACGGGCAUCAGUGGCUCUGGGAAGAGCUCUAUAGCUCGGCGGCUGAAGAACCUGGGAGCCUUUGUCAUCGACAGUGACCAGCUGGGCCAUCGGGCCUACGCCCCGGGUGGCCCUGCCUACCAGCCAGUGGUGGAGGCCUUUGGAACAGACGUUCUCCAUAAGGACGGGCUCAUCAACAGGAAGGUCCUGGGCAGCAGGGUAUUUGGGAACAAGAAGCAGCUAAAGGUCCUCACAGACAUCAUGUGGCCAGUGAUUGCCACACUGGCACGGGAGGAGAUGGACCUGGCUGUGGCCCAGGGGAAGACGGUGUGUGUCAUCGAUGCUGCUGUGCUGCUGGAAGCUGGCUGGCAGGACAUGGUACAUGAGGUGUGGACUGUGGUCAUCCCUGAGACUGAGGCUGUGCGACGCAUCGUGGAGAGGGACGGGCUGAGUGAAGCUGCUGCCCACAGCCGCCUGCAGAGCCAGAUGAGCGGGCAGCAGCUGGUGGAGCAGAGCCAUGUGGUACUGAGCACCCUGUGGGAGCCGCAUGUCACCCAGCAGCAGGUGGAACGGGCCUGGAAUCUCCUGCAGCAGCGCCUCCCUGAGACUCUUCGUGCCCUCGACUGACCGUAUGACUGACUGCUGGGGGCCUGCGGUGGCCCUCGGAGCCUAUAGGAGCCUGUGUCGAGGAGGGAGCACCCAGGACUCGCGUCUUAGGCGGGGCCAUGCUGGACACGGCCGGGCCGGGGAACACAGGCGGCACCCAGACACGCGGUGGGGGGCAGCCCCUGGGCUCCCGAGCGACAGAGGUGGUCUGCUGCCCGCUCCAGCGGGUCAGGGAGACCCGAGAGCUUGGUACAGAAUUAAAGCUGGAUGUGCACAGG